Molecule: messenger RNA, 591 nt
Organism: Acanthosepion pharaonis
Lineage: Eukaryota; Metazoa; Mollusca; Cephalopoda; Sepiida; Sepiidae
Source: the annotation of a GenBank genome assembly
AUGGUGACAUUCGUCACUUUUCUCACUGUACCUCGCUGCCAUAGUCAUCGAGUUCCCACCAACGCUAGCAUUGGCAUCCGAAACAGAUUCGACGUCGGACUAUUUAUCUUCGCCCAAAUUCGUUCUCGCUCAAAAAGUACCACCACCCGCGUGCGAGAAGUUCAGUAUAGUGACGACAAUGCAACUGCGAACCUUCAGAGAUAUGAAAACCUCGAGAAAAGCACAAGCAGCAGUGCUGGCUACGGCAUCUAUAUAUGUAUCCAAAUACAGAUCUAUCAUAGUACAGAUCUAUCUAUCUAUCUAUCUAUCUAUAGCAGUUUCUUCAUAUCCCUCUCAGUUUAUUCAUACCAAUCUAUAUAUCUCACUAUAUUCACGCAUUUCUGUCUGUUUCUCUCUCUGUCACUCAACCUAUCAGAUUUGUUAUUCCUAUCUAUCUAUCUAUCUAUCUAUCUAUCUAUCUAUCUAUCUAUCCGUUCAGCGUCACUGUCUCUGUCUGCCUGUCUCUCUCUAUCUAAACCGGAUUUAGCAGCCAUUACUCAUGGAAUAUCUAUAAUUCAGCUUUUCUUCAUAUUUAAAACAAACAUCCAAUAA